Messenger RNA from Fusarium redolens, 1047 nucleotides. RefSeq lists its product as uncharacterized. Lineage: Eukaryota; Fungi; Ascomycota; Sordariomycetes; Hypocreales; Nectriaceae. The record is from RefSeq and is a predicted model, not a curated record. The transcript has a single exon. Gene Ontology annotation, molecular function: protein binding. The coding region runs from base 1 to 1047 and encodes 348 amino acids.
AUGGUCGGUCUGAGUCCAGUACCCCAGACAUCUCGAAUAUGGAACAUCAAGACUGGCAAAGAGGUUUUGAUUAUGGAUGCAUGCAAUCCUGCGCAAUUUGUUUAUUUGUUUCCAUCUUCUGACUCCCAGAGAGUUGCAGUCGUUCCUCAGGGGAAUGAAGCUUUCUGUAUCUGGCAUAUGAAGGAGGGAGAGUUUAUACUUCCACAAGCUUUAUCAACUCCGGGGUACGAGGCUCUCAAGCUAGUGUUCACGCCGGACCUGAACAAGCUGGUGGCCUCUUUACUCGAUGUUCAUGGGACAGAAACAUGUGUCUGGGCCUGGGAUCUGACGACUGAGAAACGUCUUUGGACAAAGUCACUCCCUGGUUUCGGGAGGCCUGUUGACAAGUCACCACUUGCUAUUUCAUCUGAUGGCUUCUGUACAGCAGCCAUUUUAGGAGAGAAUCUUCAGAUCUGGCAAACAGAAACGGGUAACAUACUGCGGGAUAUCUCUAUCUCCAGACUUGCUGGAAGUAUAUGUUUGGAACUGACGCUGACCCGACAUUGUGUAAGCCUUUUGUUCUCUGGAGAAGUCCAGAUUUGGGAAUGGCAAAGCAAAAGGCGUACUCAGAAGAUCUCGGGAAUAGGAGCUGGAUCACGGAAUCUUCACAUUCUUGGCAUUGAUGAAGCUAUCCAAACAAAUAUGGGAGAAGCUCCGCUCCCCGCAGAAUGGAGCUUGGGUCCUUUUGCUAUCGAAACCCCAUUUUAUCCAGAGUUAUUUUUUGAUGUCAAGACAUGCUGGAUUCAGUACUGGGGGAAAGAUCUUGUUAGGUUACCUGCCGAGUGUCGGGAUAGUAUCCACGAGGUACAUGGGUUCACGUUGGCUGUAGGAUGCCAGACAGGCAGGGUCCUGAUCAUUGGAUUUGACAAGGGAGAAGUUGAGAGGUCUAUUAGGACACCAAAGCAAGAACCACCUCCGAAAAGGACUACAUGCUAUGGGACUUAUCGGUCUUUCGGGUCAUCCCCAACUAGCCCUGCCGGAUCUUGGAGUGAUGGAUGGAGUUCUUGA